AAUUACAUUUGAUACAAGUGCGCACGUGACAGUUUGUUAGUAGGCGUCAGUCGAGCCAAGCUUUCUUGUGAGUGUGUGAUCUAGUCGUCUUGCUGUGUGUCAGUCUGCAAAUCAAAGACACGAAUCAACUAAAGCAAAAGGCAGGUACCGGCAGCUUUUCCUUUAUUGUCGAAAGUCCAAUUCAGAAUAGAUAAACAUGGCUGAGUUGAUGGCGGGUUUCGGAGUGUUCACACACGCUCUUGUUCGGGGUAUCGCUUCCUCCUUACCGAAAGAAGCGCUGAGGAUGAGCAGUGCGGAUGUGGACCUGUCCCGGGCUCGGCAUGAGCAUGACAUCUAUGUUGGGGUGCUGAAGCACAAACUCGGGCUGCAAGUGAUCGAACUGCCCGCGGACGACACCUUGCCAGACUGCGUGUUUGUGGAGGACGCUGCUGUGGUGUGUGGAGACACUGCUCUCAUCACUAGACCCGGGGCACCCAGUAGGAGAGAUGAGACUGAAGCAGUGAGAAAAGCCCUGAAAAACCUUGGCCUCAAUAUAGUGGAUAUCGCUGAUGAUACCGCCACCCUGGACGGCGGAGAUGUGCUGUUCACAGGUAGAGAAUUCUUUGUGGGCUUGUCGAAAAGGACAAAUCAGCGAGGUGCAGAGAUUCUUGCGGAUACUUUCAAGGACUAUGCUGUCUCAACAGUCCCUGUCUGUGACAAUUUGCAUCUGAAGAGUUUUUGUAGCAUGGCUGGCCCAGGACUGAUCGCUAUUGGCUCCAGUGAACCUGCGCAGAAAGUCCUGAAGAUUAUGCAGCAGAUGAGCGACCAUCGCUAUGACAAGUUGACAAUACCAGACGACACAGCGGCAAACUGUGUCUAUUUAAACAUCCCAAACAAAGGCCAUGUUGUGCUGCACCGCACACCGGAAGAGUUUCCUGAAAGUGCAAAGGUAUUUGAGAAGUUGAAGGAGCACAUGCUGAUUCCAGUGGCUAUCACAGAAACCGCAAAAGUAGAUGGAGCGCUCACCUGCAUGUCUAUUCUCAUCAACAUGAAAUCUAACACACAGUGAAAGGAGUUUCUGCAAAACAGCAAAAAUAUUAAAAUGAUGUUUGGUACUUGAGCCUGUGCUUUUAAACUAGUCUGUCGCUUUGCUACUAACCCCUGUUUGCAGUCCUUAAAUUCAAGUAGUAUGUCUAGAGACCCAGAGAUUAGGAUUGAUUGCUGGUGUAUCUGUAUGUAACGGCGUCAAGCUCUAGGGUGCCAGAUAGUAAUAAAUGUCCUAUCAAAUUAUUUAACUUAACCACAUUACCAGGACCAGAAAACCCAUCAUCCUUAUCAAGUCCUAUAUAAUCAACCAGAGAAAAAGGGGACUAUUAAUUAAUUGAAUAACCAAACACGUU
Messenger RNA from Polyodon spathula (Mississippi paddlefish), 1379 nucleotides. RefSeq names its product N(G),N(G)-dimethylarginine dimethylaminohydrolase 1-like. The record is from RefSeq and is a predicted model, not a curated record. The transcript has 6 exons. The coding region runs from base 197 to 1048 and encodes 283 amino acids. Lineage: Eukaryota; Metazoa; Chordata; Actinopteri; Acipenseriformes; Polyodontidae. Gene Ontology annotation, molecular function: amino acid binding; dimethylargininase activity. Gene Ontology annotation, biological process: arginine metabolic process; positive regulation of nitric oxide biosynthetic process.